GCAAGCGGAACGUUUGCGUGUAGAGUUUUCUGUCGGAAGAUCCACCAUGUGAGCACAGCUUUUGACAACCAGCAUGUUUCUUGAGCGUGAAGGUGACCGCACGAGUGAAUAAACCCGUUGAAAUGGCUUCGUUGCGUGUGGUGAGGAGGAUGUUCUGCGCGGCGGCAGAAACGGCAGCAGCUCCGGUCACAAGCAGCAGAUGGCAAAGGCUGAAAAACAGUAAAGCGGGUGCGUGGUGCCGCGGCCUGGUCUCUGACUACAAAGAGGCCUGUCGGGAGGUGGUUGUGGGCUCGUGGGAGCGACCGCUCAAAGCCUCGGUGUACGCCACUCUGCUGGGGGGGGCCUGGGCCUGUUUCUACACCCAACCCGACCGCUCGUCCUUCGACGCCGCCCUGCUGGAGGUCUCCAACCAGCUGGGCCUGCUGUCGCCGUGGAUCCGCAACGGGACCUCGGACGGCCACGUGCAGAGUCUAGUGAAGCUUCGCAACGAGGGCCGGCUCCGCCACGCCAGCCUGGGUCUCCUCGCUCUGGUUUACCGCGCCGACUACGACGCCGACGCCACGCUGUACGAAGCCCAGUGCUCCAACCUGUCGGUGCCCUGGAGGGAGCUCCCGCAGCGGGUUCUAGACGUGGGCUUCAUCGGCCGCUGGUGGCUGCUGGACUCUAAGAUGAAGAACUACGAUAUGAACGAGGACGAGUUCAAGAACCUGCCGGCGCACAUGCAGGCGACAUCGCCACCCAGCGUUCAGGAGGUGGAAAGGAACGAGAGGCUGCACAAAGAGUCCUGGUUAGCACUGACAAUGGAGGAAGAGGAGAAAGAAGUGGACAGAAAGGAGGAGAGUGUCAGCGAGGAGAGCCAAUCACAAGCACUGAAAGAGGAACGGACUCAAGCCUAAGUGCUUCACACUGCAGGGC
Etheostoma cragini (Arkansas darter) is the source of this 915-nucleotide messenger RNA. It is a transcript of the gene timm29, whose product is annotated as translocase of inner mitochondrial membrane 29. The record is from RefSeq and is a predicted model, not a curated record. Bases 123 to 896 code for a protein of 257 amino acids. Gene Ontology annotation, cellular component: TIM22 mitochondrial import inner membrane insertion complex. NCBI's taxonomy places the organism in Eukaryota, Metazoa, Chordata, Actinopteri, Perciformes, Percidae. Gene Ontology annotation, biological process: protein insertion into mitochondrial inner membrane. The transcript is spliced from 2 exons.